Messenger RNA from Prosopis cineraria, 693 nucleotides. RefSeq names its product receptor-like protein 11. The coding region runs from base 255 to 536 and encodes 93 amino acids. Gene Ontology annotation, molecular function: protein binding. The transcript is spliced from 5 exons. The record is from RefSeq and is a predicted model, not a curated record. Lineage: Eukaryota; Viridiplantae; Streptophyta; Magnoliopsida; Fabales; Fabaceae.
UCAAUCCAACAUGGCGAACCUUUGGUUUCAUUUUACUGCUUUGCUAUCUCAUCAUCUCCCCAACUUUAUGUCACACCAAUUUCACCAAAAAUGAUGAAUUGGCACUUCUUGCUCUCAAAAUUUCUGUGAGAGUCCCAUUCAAUCACUUGGCUAAUUGGUCUAACUCUUUCUCCAUUUGCAAUUGGGUUGGGGUUACUUGCGAUGCUAAAGGAAAUAUACCUCCAACUAUUUCUGGCUUAUCCUCACUUGAGCUGAUGUCUUUGUCAUCAAACUCCUUAAAAGGAGAUAUUCCAAAUGAAAUUGCCAAUCUUUCAAAUCUUAAAAUUAUGUCUUUGGCUCAAAAUCAACUCAUUGGCUACAUACCCAGAAGCAUUGGAAAUUUGGUUUUGCUUCAAGAAUUAGAUCUUGGUUUCAAUAAUUUACAAGGUGAUAUACCAAAUGGUAUUGGAAAAUUGGAUAUGCUUCAAGUGCUAGGUCUUGAACAUAAUAAUUUACAAGGAGGUAUUCCAAAUGAAUUGCCAAUCUUACAAGUCUGAAAAUUAUGUACUUGGGCUAUAAUCAACUCAUAGGCUACAUACCUACAAGCAUUGGAAGUUUGGUUUUGCUUCAGGAAUUAGAUCUUGGUUCCAAUAAUUUACAAAGUAUAAUUUUUAUUCAAAUUAUAAUUCACUAUAUAUUAUUUCUAUUUUCUUA